This is a messenger RNA of Carassius auratus (goldfish), 1914 nucleotides long. Its product is annotated as MAP7 domain-containing protein 2-like. Gene Ontology annotation, molecular function: microtubule binding. Lineage: Eukaryota; Metazoa; Chordata; Actinopteri; Cypriniformes; Cyprinidae. Gene Ontology annotation, biological process: regulation of centriole replication. The record is from RefSeq and is a predicted model, not a curated record. Bases 54 to 1727 code for a protein of 557 amino acids. The transcript is spliced from 8 exons. Gene Ontology annotation, cellular component: centrosome; cytosol; centriole.
UCAUAUUACACGCACAAAUACACUCUUUAAUUGGCUUUAAGUUCCAUUUCUCGAUGAAAAACAUGGAAAAUGCUACUCAACGUGGACUUUUCUUGUUUUAUUCAGACAGGGAAGCUGCGAGGCCUGAACCUGUUGGCUUCAGAUACUGGAGGACACCUGAAAACACACCCUCCGUCCUCCGUCCGGCUCCAGGAUCUUUGAGCUCCGAGGGAGGACAAAAUGGACCACAAGCCAGGGAUCCGAAAGCCGAGAUGGACACUGGCCAUGCUGGACCUCAUCCCGUGUUGAGAGAUCCCACACGCAGGCGUGGAAGUGCACCGGACUCCUCCAGUUCCUCAAUAUCAUCCAUCACUAUCACUUCCAGGAAGGUCACACAGAUUUCCAAGCCUUUGUGUCCGACGAUGAAUGACCUCGCCGGUGGACGAAGAAAAGCCUUAGUGGUCAAAGUCAUCGAACAGAGGACGAAAAGCACCUCCAGCCGGCCCAUCGUCUCGACCUCUGGCUCUGAUCAUGAAGAGAUCGACCACAGCGUGGUACUGAGGAGAAAGGCAACCAUUGUGAAAAUGACCGAACAGAGAGAGCGUUUCAGUCCAGCACAAUACAGACACAGCUACACUGAAGGAAUCAACCAAGCCCAGUUAACCGAUGAGUCUAAAGUCAAUCCCUCACCAUUAAACCAAAACCUCACUAUAUCUUUAAAGCCAGGAGCCAGGUCCCAGCACAGAUCUAGCCUGUCUCUAUGCCUUAACAACCUAAAUACUAGCAGCACAGCAGGGGAGAAAAACACCCAAAAAUACAAGCCACCUCGAAGGCCUCUCAGCUGCGACGCAAGCUUGUUUAACAGCACUGAAGCAGUUACACAUCCAGCGUUUCACAACAAGAUCUCUCCUGCUUCCCAGAAGACAAAUAUUGACCUUGUUAGUUCCAGCAGCAGCGAAGCAAGAAGGUGCUCAGCCUCCAGUGGAGAGGACGGGAGCGCAAGGAAAGAGGGAUUGGAGCGGGAUCGAAAGGAACCGAUUUCAGCAAUCAAACCUCUCACGCUACUAAAAGCAGCAGAUAACUCGGCUGAUCUGAGCGCAGACGCCGUCCUGGCCCUGAACGCCGCUGCGGUUAUCGCCAACAUAAAGCUACGGGCCCAGCAGAGACCAACUACAUCCCACACAGCAACAGCAGAAUAUCUGCCUAUACCCUUGAGGUGUCAUGACCGAAUAUUGUUCUCUUUAUCAGUGAGUUUAACAGAGGUUAGAGGGCAAAGUGAACACAGAGAGCUCAAAGAAGAGGCUGCUGGUGCUAAUGGAAAGGACAAAACAUGUCCAGAAGAACAAUGUGUGGAUUUUGUCCCAUUUGAGUCCGAGAAUGACCUCAGUGAAACUGCUUUGGCUCCACUGUCUCUUAGCGAGGCUUUAGCGAUCAGACGGCCUGGUUUCAUCCAGCGCUCGCAGGCCAGAGUUCGAGCCCUGGAGAGGAGGUCACAGGAGAGGCAGACACCUGAGAGCGGAGAAUGCCUUGUGAAAUCCAAGGACAGGAGCAUCAUGGGAAAGAGUCUACAGCUGUGGUCCAGGAGGAGUUAUAACCAGCUCCCCGAAGUGAAGAAGAGGAGAGAGGAAGAAAAGAGGAGAAAAGAAGAAGAGAAAAGAAAACUGGCCUCUCGGACCAACAGGCUUCGGGCAGAGCUCUUUAAAAAGAAACUUCUGGAGCAGAUUUUGCAGAGAGGAGGGAAUCACUGAUACAGCCUUGGACCCGUGUUUCUUCUCACUCCACAGUUCUCAUGCCGUCCAUUAAAAAACAUGACUUGACAUUAGUUAGAAAUUAUAUAAAAUAGUUCCUUUCAGAUUGAAUGUGUCUUAAACAUGGACUGCAGCCUUAUUCCUGUGGCUCUGGAUUACAUCUUCUCUCUCUAUACAUACAAGACUG